UUUUGCGAUGACGUAUUUUUAAAAUAGGAUAUGACAUUAAAUGACAGAUCCUAUAAGUUUUUGCUCUACAUAAAUCUAGAUUUGAUACUCUAUCCAUGUGUUUGAUACGAAAGAUUUGUUACACGAACGUUGCAUUCCGUGAAUUGUGGUAUGCGCAAUUUCUUACACCGUUCGCUCGCGGUACGGAUCGUCAUCCAAUUUCUGUGUAUUGCUAAUAUAGGUUGCAGAGGUAAUCGUACAGGAACAUGUGUGAAAAAGAUUUAAUCCCAUCUCUGAUAAUAAGAAACGCAAUCUUUCGAUAUGAUUUUACAGAGAUUACCAGCUUAAAUCCCGAAAAUGCAACGACUGAGAGAUUAACUCUGCUGAAUUUGAAUGGGCCUAUUAUUCCACAAGAUACAGUAGCAGACAUGCAACACGUCCGUGUAAAACGAGAAUUUCGUGACUUUGACUCUUUCGAUUCGAUUGAUCACGGUCAGGAUAACUUAUCUCGAGAUGGAUAUAAAUCCAAUGUAAAAAAUAAUUCCGCUGACGCCCACGCGAAAUCCAUUGACGAUAGUCCUCAUCCAAGUUCUGCUGUCACACGGAUGAGAAAGAAACGAUUUAAUUACGAAAUGCUGUUCCCAAGAUCUUACCUGAAGAACGAGAACGAAACUUUGGUCUCGAACGCUGCCUCAGGGUAUCAAGAUGAUAAACAAAAUAAGCAAAAGAGUUCAGCAGUCGUUGGAAUCCCCUCACGAAUUUUAGAUGCCAAUAAUCUGCACCGAAAGCUUACGAUUAGAAGAAGACACGCUUCCUAUAGAAAUUCUGGGACUCAUAGGGAAGCGAAGAAAAAGUAUCACGCGAAACCGCACAAACAUAAACAUCGUAAGAAGCCCAAUCGCAAGAAGCCCCAUUCGAAAUCGGAAGAAACUGAGUCCGACGAAUCUGUAGACAAACAGAGUGAGACUCGGGCUUUGAUGCCUUCGUUGCCAAAGUUGAAUACGAUUUCGAAACUUCGCAGCUCUUCUAUCGUAGACGGACUCCAAGUCGAGGGGCAUGUGGAAAAAAGGGACUCUGGAUACCCCAAAUCGGAGAUCGAUAUGAAAAAGAGAGAAGUAUCGGAAAAUGCUCGUUUCAAACGGCAUGAGCGUUUGGAAAACGAUCAUAAAAUGACGUCGUCGAAUCACGUGGAUUGCAAACGUUACUUGAAAAAAAACGAAGAUUUGAGGUAUUACGACGACGUACGCGAGCCCCCUAGACCAUUUUGCGAAAAUCGUAUCCAUCGGAAAUCUGCACCUGUAUCUAAACUGCGCAGGGGAAAAGCGACGAGAUCUGUAGAACAAAUAAAGGAUUUGAUGGAGAAAUUAAUUGACAAGGUUGAUGAACUAGGAAAGUACGUCGACACCGAUGGCGAGAGUAACGAGGCUAAAAAUAACGCAAAGAAAUCUUCUCAAGACAAUUUAUCGAAUACAACGAGCAGCUUCGAUGCAGAUGCGGGAAAUAUUACCAGAGAAACGAGCCGUGAGUCAACUAAUUGCAUCGGUAAAACUGCCAAAUCAGACGUCACAAAAGUUGGGCAAGAAAAAUCGGGCAACAGGAUACUGAGUCGCAGACAAGCUUCUAAAAAAAAUAGGAGCAAACGAAACCAUCGUAAGAAAUGGGAUAAAUGGACGGAUUGGAGUAGCUGUAGCGUGACGUGCGGAAAGGGUCGACAAAUACGAUGGAGACAUUGCGUUCACGAUUGUACCAUGGCUGAGACGGAAAUGGAGGAAAAACAAUGCCAACUACCCGCCUGUAGUCCAGGGAAAUUCUUAGGGAUCUUUUAGAAAACAUUUAAUUGUUGUCCAUAUUAAAUAUGUUCGCGUGCGACGUGUAUAAAGUCAUAAUUCACGCAGCCGUAUACGCAUAUAAGUAAAAGAACAUAGCUACUUUUAAACACCCAUUGAAAAGUAGAACUCGGCCUCAAGACUGCUUUUACACUCGUUAUAGCGAGUUACGUUCAAUAUCGAUUUACACCUGCAUAGGUGCACGUGCAACGUACAGUCAUACGAUGGUAUAAAAUAUAGCGAAAUCAUGACGCGUGAAAUCGUAGGAGUCUCCGUGAAAAUAAACGCUCACGAAUGUGACGAACUUGGUAUGGAUUUUCCGCCAGUAAAUAACCAUAUAUUAUUGAGUGAAAGGCUUUUAGGGGAGUUCAACUAACAAUAAGUUCGCAAGCGGUGUGUAGUUACUGAUAACCCG
Athalia rosae (coleseed sawfly) is the source of this 2220-nucleotide messenger RNA. RefSeq lists its product as uncharacterized. The record is from RefSeq and is a predicted model, not a curated record. NCBI's taxonomy places the organism in Eukaryota, Metazoa, Arthropoda, Insecta, Hymenoptera, Athaliidae. The transcript has a single exon. Bases 246 to 1805 code for a protein of 519 amino acids.